AUUUGUGCCUGCAGAGUUUCCCCUUCAAACCGUGUCCACUUUCACUUCAAACUUCCAAGUUCCGAGAAAAAUCUCAAGCACCUAGCACUCUCCUCCCCCGACCCUGCCACCGUUACGCAGACCCCCCAAAGCUCUUCCGCCGCCGACGCAGCUGCCGAGAGCUCCGGGACCCAUUUGUUCUUUUCUCUUUAUGGCUCCAGAAAACGGUUCAGGUUCAGGUUCAGGUUCAAUCAAGUCCAAUAUAAGCGGAGUGCUUACGCACGGCGGUAAAUACGUGCGGUACAAUCUGUACGGUAACUUGUUUGAGGUGUCCAGUAAGUAUGUUCCCCCUCUUCGGCCUCUUGGUCGUGGCGCCUACGGCCUUGUCUGUGCUGCUGUCAAUAAAGAGACUAAUGAGGAGGUUGCCAUUAAGAAAAUUGGAAACGCAUUUGACAACCGAAUAGAUGCUAAAAGGACUUUGAGGGAGAUUAAGCUCUUACGGCACUUGGAUCAUGAAAAUGUUAUUGCAAUCAAGGACAUCAUAAGGCCACCAAGAAGGGAGGCUUUUAAUGAUGUGUACAUAGUUUAUGAAUUGAUGGACACAGAUUUGCAUCAGAUAAUUCGGUCUGAACAAGCAUUGACAGAUGACCAUUGUCAGUACUUCAUGUAUCAGCUGUUAAGAGGACUAAAAUAUGUGCACUCGGCAAAUGUGUUACAUCGUGACCUUAAGCCCAGCAAUUUGUUUCUGAAUGCAAACUGCGAUCUUAAGAUAGGAGAUUUUGGGUUGGCGAGGACAACAUCUGAAACGGAUUUCAUGACUGAAUAUGUCGUCACUCGCUGGUAUAGAGCACCUGAAUUACUCCUUAAUUGCUCAGAGUACACCACUGCGAUAGAUGUAUGGUCCGCUGGUUGUAUUCUUGCUGAAAUAGUUACCCGGGAACCCCUAUUUCCUGGAAAAGACUAUGUUCAUCAGCUGAGGCUCAUCACCGAGCUCUUAGGCACACCUGAUGAAGCAAGCCUCAGAUUCUUACGAAGUGAUAAUGCCAGAAGAUACGUGAAACAGCUCCCCAUGUUUCCGAAACAAAAUUUCUCUGCAAGAUUUCCUAACAUGUCUCCAUUGGCAUUGGAUUUAUUAGGGAAGAUGCUCAUCUUUGAUCCCAACCAGCGUAUAACCGUUGAUGAAGCUCUGUGUCAUCCAUUCUUGUCCUCUCUUCACGAUAUAAAUGAUGAGCCCAUCUGCUCCAGCCCUUUCAGCUUUGAUUUCGAGCAGCCAUCAACAACCGAAGAAAAUAUUAAGGAGUUAAUUUGGAGGGAAUCGCUUGUGUUCAAUCCGGAUCCAGUUCAUUAGUCAUGUCCAUUUAACAUUUUAUAUUUUCUCUGUAUUUACAACAUUUCAGUGUUCUGUAUAAAUAUGUACCAGCAUCUUUCUCCUUCAUGUUUUCCGGGACAUCCUCAAAAUUUUGAGGGAGAGAUUAUGUAAGUUAUGGCUGCUCAGAUGUCUAGACAUGAAGAUGUAAGGCAGGUGGAGACUAUAUUUGUGGUUAAUGCAGGGUUAGGUCUCUAGAAGAUACACAAAGGUUGUUGUAAUUUUCAUUACCAUCUUGCAAUGUAAAACGAGUUACUAUAUGGAGCUAUAAUUUCUGCUUCAUGGCCUUAAUUUUGAAGCAUUUCCAA
Molecule: messenger RNA, 1653 nt
Organism: Sesamum indicum (sesame)
Lineage: Eukaryota; Viridiplantae; Streptophyta; Magnoliopsida; Lamiales; Pedaliaceae
Product: mitogen-activated protein kinase homolog MMK2
Biological process (GO): protein phosphorylation
Molecular function (GO): ATP binding; MAP kinase activity
Source: RefSeq, a predicted model, not a curated record